AUAAAGAUGCAACGGCGCAAUGUUAACGGCCUGAUCUGUCUGUAUGUCCUGAAGCGCAAGUUAAGUUAUGUAUCUUGUUCCUUUCUAAAGAAUUUAGAAUAUUUGCCUAGUUCGUCGCAGGACAGGACCGGGGUCAGACUAAACUUAUCCUGGAGAAACCAACCUUUAAUUAUCCGUAUUAUGUACACAAAUCUAUAGUGAAUGCGGUACAUAAUUCUGAUCAAUUCAUCCAGUAGAAUUGUACACAAGCAGUACGGUACAAAAACAACUUUAGUAUAUAAAACUACUUCUGCAGGACAUAACUACCACGUGAUCUAAGAAGAAAGAUUUCUACAAUGUAAAAAUGCUACUUGAACAGUCAUAAUUAAAGGUUAAGAUGAAUAAGAUUCAGACCUUCUUAAUCUUCCUGGUGGUGGGGCUUGGGAUUGUCUGCAUAGCCCUUAUCAUAGCCCUGGUUCAGGCAGGGUUUUCAUCUACUGCACAGAGAUCCUCAGAUGAAUCAGAUUAUGAGACUACAACUGAACCUGAACCUGUGGGAGUAGAACCAUGGGAGCGUAAUGUUAGACUUCCAAAACAUUUAAUUCCUCUUCAUUACGAGCUUUAUCUACACCCUGAUCUAGAAACUGGAGUAUUCUCUGGUAGUGUUAGGACGGAUAUCAAUGCUAUGGACAAGGUGUCCUACAUCCUCACACACAUCAACGAUUUGAGCAUCACCAGCACCCGACUUCAGGAUGAAGGAGGACAAGAUAUCAAGCUCUUAUCCUCGUUCGAGUACAAGAAGAACCAGUUCUGGGUCGUGCUCCCAGAGACAGAGCUGGGACCUGGAAACUAUUCCUUAUACCUGGAGUUCAACGGUAGCCUGACCAAGGGUAUAGUAGGGUUCUACCGGAGCUUGUAUAAGAAUGCUGCUGGCGAACAGGUUCCUAUUGCAACCUCGAAGUUCCAACCAACCUACGCUAGGAAAGCGUUUCCUUGUUUUGACGAACCAUCCUUUAAAUCUACCUUUACAACCAGCCUGGUUCGACCUAGCUCUGGGUACAUAGCUCUCUCUAACAUGCCGGAGGAGAGCUCUGAACCUGAUUCUCCGGGUCCUGGUUUGACUGUGGUAAAGUUUCAGAAAUCUGUUCCAAUGGUGACUUACCUUGCCUGUUUUAUUGUCUGUGACUUUCAUUAUCAGAAACUAACGGAGGUUCAUAAUACAAGGUUUCGUGUGUAUGCAACCCCCCAACAACACGAUACAGUAACCUACGCUCUAGAUAUAGGAGCAAAUAUUACAGAUUACUUUACAAACUACUUUGGUCUACCCUACCCUCUACCUAAGCAGGAUAUGAUCGCAAUUCCGGACUUUGUCUCUGGAGCCAUGGAACAUUGGGGACUUAUAACUUACAGAGAAACGAACCUGUUGUAUGAUCCUGCUGAAUCCAGUACUGCCAACAAGCAAAGGGUUGCUGUUGUUGUGUCUCACGAGCUCGCUCAUCAAUGGUUCGGUAACCUUGUCACCCUGGAGUGGUGGGACGAUCUUUGGUUGAACGAAGGGUUUGCAAGUUAUAUGGAGUACAAGGGUGUAGCAAACUACCACGGAGAUUGGGAGAUUAAGGAACAAUUUCUCUCCUCAGAUCUACAUAGAGUUCUAGAUCUAGAUGCAACUGUCAAUUCUCAUCCUAUAGUUCAGGAGGUUUCACACCCGGAUCAGAUUACGGAGAUAUUUGACGCUAUCUCCUACAACAAGGGCGCCAGUGUGCUCAGGAUGUUGGAGAACUUCAUGGGAGAAACUGAGUUCCAGGCCGGGGUUCAUAACUUCCUGGAGAAGUAUCAAUAUGCCAAUGCUGUAACCCAGGAUCUCUGGAUGGAACUGGAGAAGGUUUCUACAGAUAAACUUGCCGUCUCUAGUAUCAUGGACUGCUGGACUAGACAGAUGGGUUAUCCUUUACUCCAGGUGAUCAAGGUAUCUCCGACCAGGUACAGGGUGUCUCAGACUAGAUAUCUCAAGGACCAAUCAGCUGACCAGGGAACUAGCAGUCCCUACGGAUACAAGUGGGAUGUUCCUCUCACCUGGAUAACUGAAACCAAUCCUGAACCUGUUUUAAAGUUUCUCUACAGAAAUGAGGAUUUUAUUGAUAUCGAUUUGACAAACGGAUCAACCUGGAUCAAAUUCAACGUUGGUCAGUUUGGUUUCUACCGUGUCAACUAUCCCCUGGAGGAUUGGGAGAACCUGGCUCAGGUAUUAGUUUCCAACCCGACCUCCCUCUCCUCCGUAGAUAGAGCAUCCCUGCUCAAUGAUGCAUUCUCCCUGGCAGAGUCAGGACAUAUACCCUAUACAAUACCACUCAGUAUGACUAAAUAUAUGUCACAGGAGACCAGUCUAGUUGCCUGGGAGACAGUGUUUGAGAAGAUGGUAAACAUGAAGAAGUUGUUGGUUUUUACUCCAACUUAUCCUCUACUCCAGGAGUAUAUCAGAGAUCUAGUGAACGUACACUACUCCAGGCUAGGCUGGGAGCAGACGGGAACACAUGCAGAGAAGCUGAACAGAAACAAUAUUAUCAACCUUGCCUGUGAUAGUGGACUCAAGGAUUGUAACGAUCAAGCUGCUAAACUAUUCCAAGCCUGGAUUGCAGACCCAGAAAUGUUUAUUUCUCCUGAUCUAAGAACUGCUGUAUACAGGUUUGGGAUGGCUGCAGCCGGAGAUCCUGAAAACUGGGAAAUUGUUUUCCAAAGAUUUCUGGCAGAACAAAAUGCCCAGGAGAAGAAGAAAUUAUUGUAUGGUUUGGCUCAGGUUAAGGAACCCUGGAUACUUCACAGAUUUCUCCAGCUCGCCAAGAAUGAGUCUAAUGUAAGAUCUCAGGAUUUCUUCACUGUUCUGAGCUACGUGAGCGGUAACUCCGCUGGUAAUCCUAUAGUCUGGAGAUAUAUGCAGGAGGAAUGGGAGAACAUGGUGGAAAGGUUCUCUUUAAACGACAGAUACCUGGGAAAUCUACCAAAAUCCAUCACCUAUGAUUUCUCCACCAGGUUCCAGCUUGAUCAGGUAAAAUCCUUCUUCAAGAAAUAUCCCGAGGCCGGAGCUGGAGCUAGAUCCAGGAAACAAGCAGCGGAACAUAUUCAACUCAAUAUCAAAUGGAUCGAAGACCAUAGUAGUGUGAUUCAUUCUUGGUUAAAGAACAGAACCAAAACAUAGGAAGUAAACUCAUAGUUUCAGAUUACAAGAAUUAAAGGGACUGUAAGCGUUACUUUAGGUGACCCUUUAUGCAAAGAUAGCAAUACCCGAUUUACAACGGUACUCUUGAAACCUUAAUCUGAUAAUAAAAAAUGUGGAAGAUUAUGUCGUUCUUCUGACGCUAAAAGUGUGCAUAUUUUUGAAUUUCUUAUAAGAGUAAGAAAUAUGUGAUUCACUUUUGCAAAGAACCUGUUAUUGAAAAUAACAGCAAUUAAAACAUGAUCAAAACAAGCUUUUAAGAGUACCGUUGUCAAUCGGGUAUUGCCAUCUUUGCAUGAAGGGUCACUUGAAAUUACGCUCACAGUCCCUUUAACAGCAGGAUUAAAUCCUAAAAGAGCAACGAAGAUUGGAAAAGAAAGACUGAUGGACAGAAAUUAAGGAUUUAUUUAUUUAAUUUUGAAUAGUUCAUCCGUUGUUAGGAUCAACUAUUCUUUAAUUUUAUACAAGGUUUCCAGAAAACAUAUUAGACUAAAAUAGUGAUUGAAAUUGUUGAAAAUCUCAUUACUUUUGGGUAACCCUGUUCCUGUAUUCCUUGUCUGCUUGAUUUAUCCCUCAUUUUGAAACUUUUAUUUUUCCAGGUUUUCAUAUUUUACUUCCUUCAUGCACAACCACAAUAGUCUUACCUUUCACUUUUAAGAAACUUCUAUUUCCCAGGACCUUUUUUGUACUUUAUGUCAACUUGAAAACAUUGUUACUUCUCAAACUUGAUCAAAAUACGCUAAAUUGUUUGUAUAAUUACUAUAUAACGUAUUAAGUUUUUAUAAAUCAAAUAUAUGUAUGUAUUUAAA
Messenger RNA from Eurytemora carolleeae, 3999 nucleotides. Its product is annotated as glutamyl aminopeptidase-like. Gene Ontology annotation, molecular function: zinc ion binding; peptide binding; metalloaminopeptidase activity. NCBI's taxonomy places the organism in Eukaryota, Metazoa, Arthropoda, Copepoda, Calanoida, Temoridae. The record is from RefSeq and is a predicted model, not a curated record. Gene Ontology annotation, biological process: peptide catabolic process; proteolysis. Gene Ontology annotation, cellular component: cytoplasm.